AUGAUCGUAUCGGAGAUGUUGCCAGAGUUGCUGUUUUCGGUUGGUGGUAGUAUGCAAGACUUCUCCAAGGAAGAGUAUGGUCUUCUUGGAGCAAGUGUUGUAGGCAGCGAUAAAGAUCUUGGCUCGGGAUCCUCGUUGAUUAUCUCGGCAGGCCAAAGCCAGAACUAUAAUUUACACAUACAUCACAAUCAUCACCAAGGAUUGACACCUCAUAAUAACCAUCAUCAAGGUGCGAUCAGUGAAAAUGGGACCGUGUCGGUAGGCAACUCUUCGACGGUGUUAGCUGACGAUCUCAAAUUGGGUCAGCCCAGCGAUUUGUUGGAGCCGAACGACGGUAGUAAACUUGAGGAAACCGAUCGGGAUCUAUAUCCUUGGAGUACCACGAACAACGGAAGCAAAUUUUUACGCAGUUCAGAUGACCCACUCAUCUCUGGCGGGACCAACGACAAUCAGAACGAUAAUGAGCUCAGUGUUGCCACUGCUUCUCAGUCAAUGUGUUCAUCACCAACGCCACCACCCACUCAGAAACAUCGCAGCACCAUCGUUGUCCCUGCAUCAAUUCUUUCGCCUGAGCUAUCUGACAGACCGAUUUCACCUCUACCAACGACGAGAAAAAGCUCUACAACUACAUCCAAUCGGCGUGGGGCUGCAGCCGGUGGAGCGGGACGUCAACGACGUAAAGGGCCGCUUAAGCUACGGUUCCACCAUCAGGCUUUGCCACCGGAAUAUUUGGACCAUUAUGAGGCAACUCAGAACGCAACAGCCAGGCGGAAUCAACAACAGCAACAAAGCAACUGUGGCACCCGUUCCAGCAGAAUGGAGAGACACGUGGCUCAAGAACGUGAAGAUCAAACAAACGAAACGGUGAGAAAUUGGUUACAGAAAAUUUUGGAGCUUCAGAAAGAAGGCGUUUCGUUGGCGCCGGUUAAAGAUGAUAUCGAAGGUAGCGGAGAAUCUACGUCAAGAUGUGCUUCUAAUAAUCAGCAAAGCCCACGGAACAAGGUCAUCAGCUAUACGGACCUUCCGUAUAUGGGGGAGAUGACAUUAGACAAUUCCAAACCAAGGAGGGGCAGAAAACCAAAAAAAGCAGAUAUUUGUCAUUUGAUCUACAAAAAUUACGGAACUAUUCUUCCUGGAACUCCUAAAACGGAAAUUACGCAGGACAGAACCAAUAAUGGACACAGGACCCAAACAAGAAGUAGUAGUUUACUGGAGCGGAGGCUAAUGUCUUCUGAAAACGGUCUCACUGGAAACAUCAAAGGAAAGCGUGAAGAACCUUUAAAUCUAUGCGUUAGAGAUAGUGGCGGAGACCCACUUACUUUGUCAAGCUCGGAAGAUGAAAGUGAUGAUGUGUUUGACUCUGCCUGUCCAACACCGAUUAUCACACCUUCGGACGUUAACACUGAUCAAGCUCUUGCCGCAAACAUGAAAAUGUCACUGCCAAAUCUGAAUAGCGCAGAAAUAAGCACAUCAUCCAGCGGAGAUACUCCGUCGACUGCUGAAACCCCUCCCGGUUAUAUGUAUUGGCCAAAUAUGGGCAAUUUUAUUCAUCCCAUGGCACUAUACUAUCAAAAGCUGGUAGGUACUAACAGCACAGCUUCACCGGGACAGCCAAGUUUAUCGCCAACCUGCUCGGUUCCAAGCACUUCAACGGAAACACUACUUCCACAAACUUCUCCUAUUAACUCUACGCCACCUACAUCUCCAGCCACAACAAAACGCGAACAACAACAGACUUUAGUGCCCAAACCUAUUUCACAGCUGAUAAAACCAGAAAAAAUCGCAAAAAACACUUCAGACGCCUUACCGCCCAUCAACAAGAAUUCCCCUCCAGCUCAAAAGCGCAAACGAUCGGCCAUUUUUAUUCCUCCUGUUCCUGCGGAGAACAGCACAAACCCAGCGACUGAGGUAAGCAUUUGCAAGUUCAAGUUCACCGGUGGUGCCAAACCAUGUCUGCAGGAGAAAAAGAUGCUAAGCGUUGAUUCUGGCGGAAACUUUCGAUACUAUUCCGGAACCGGAGAUAAAUCAAUGCGAGGAUAUGAAUUCUUUCCCCGCGAAAGCCUGCAGCAGAGCAGUCUUCAUGCAACGACAACCACAGGAGCUUUCCUGAAUACACCACCGGUGGAAAAAAUUGCUUGCGAUCUACCACCCCCGUCGCUUGGUCUGAGCAAUGAGGUUUUACAGAUCCCAGACUUUCCGAGUGCCGCCAGCUUGAGCAGUUUGAUGUCACCCGGCGGGACGCUUAACAGGCACUCUUUUCAUUCGGAAUCUAGCGAGACACGCCGGGCACGACGGCGGUCACGUCGUUCAACUCAACGUGAAACUCUGGAGAAGACCUUCAAAGAGAAAGGGUUUCUCAUUCAGACCCAGCAGCUGCAAUCGGCUGAAGGUGCGACCUACUGUAAGUUUAGACAAUUACGUAAAUUCACUCGCUAUCUCUUCCGAAGCUGGAAAGACUAUCUUCCCGGAGAACUACAACAGGGAUCCGGGUCAGAGCAUCCUCACGAUGAGCUGUCCAUAAAUUCAUCCGUUCCCGACGACUUGCUGCUGGACUCCGAAAGUCCUCUACUGAUGGACAGCUCACCUAAUCCAUCUCCGACUUCAGCCGUGCUCAGCGAGCAGACACGUCACGAAAGAGCACAUUCGUCAUCGUCACGGUCGCCGGCUCAGAUGGAGAUGCCGUCGCGAUCACAUUCACAUCCUACCGCAGCCCUCUCACCACUGCCGACACUGACCAUUGAGCCAUCGUCGCUGUUGCAUUCCAACCAGCUUGCUACCAACCGGAGUCGAAACAGCUGA
This is a messenger RNA of Sabethes cyaneus, 2799 nucleotides long. RefSeq lists its product as uncharacterized. The transcript is spliced from 3 exons. Lineage: Eukaryota; Metazoa; Arthropoda; Insecta; Diptera; Culicidae. The coding region runs from base 1 to 2799 and encodes 932 amino acids. The record is from RefSeq and is a predicted model, not a curated record.